Penicillium arizonense is the source of this 1692-nucleotide messenger RNA. Its product is annotated as 60S ribosomal uL22 domain-containing protein. Gene Ontology annotation, cellular component: ribosome; cytosolic large ribosomal subunit. The transcript is spliced from 10 exons. The coding region runs from base 1 to 1692 and encodes 563 amino acids. Gene Ontology annotation, molecular function: structural constituent of ribosome; oxidoreductase activity, acting on the CH-OH group of donors, NAD or NADP as acceptor; NAD binding. NCBI's taxonomy places the organism in Eukaryota, Fungi, Ascomycota, Eurotiomycetes, Eurotiales, Aspergillaceae. The record is from RefSeq and is a predicted model, not a curated record. Gene Ontology annotation, biological process: cytoplasmic translation.
AUGUCGCAAUCAGCCCUCCUCAUCGGAGAAAUCUCACACGCGCGCAAGGAAUGGGAGAGUCUCUCCUCGAAGUUGACAUUGAAGGAAUUCCCUAGCGGAACACGAGAGGAGUUCAUCGCGAACUGCAAGGCGGGCCAGUAUGACGAUGUAGUAGCUCUCUACCGGUCUAAUACUUCCACGAAGUACACUGGUCCCUUCAAUGCAGAGAUGGUCGCCGCCCUGCCCAAGUCGCUGAAGUAUAUUUGCCACAAUGGUGCCGGAUACGAUAACAUCGAUGUCGCUGCUUGCUCAGAGAGAAACAUUGCCGUGUCUAGCACACCUGUCGCGGUCAAUGAUGCGACUGCCGAUGUAGGCAUCUUCUUGAUGAUUGGUGCGCUGCGCCAGGCUCAUGUGCCUAUUAUGGCUCUUAGGGAAGGAAAGUGGCAGGGGCCAAUCACCGCUGGAGGAAAGCAAGAGCGCGCCACGCUCGGCCAUGAUCCUAAGGGCAAGGUCCUUGGUAUUCUGGGUAUGGGAGGUAUCGGCCGGGAAAUGGCCAUCCGCGCCAAAGCUUUCGGCAUGAAGAUCCAAUACCACAACCGCUCCCGGCUACCAGCGGAACUAGAAGGUGGCGCAACUUACGUUUCCUUCGAUGAGUUGCUUGCCAAUGCAGACGUGCUCAGUUUGAACCUCGCGUUGAAUGCUUCAACACGCCAUAUCAUCGGUGCCACUGAGUUUGGCAAGAUGAAGGAUGGUGUUGUGAUUGUCAACACGGCGCGUGGAGCGUUGAUUGAUGAGAAGGCGCUUGUUGCGGCGCUUGAGUCUGGCAAGGUGCGCUCUGCUGGUCUGGAUGUGUAUGAAUGCGAGCCUGAGAUUGAACCUGGUCUUGUGAGCAACCCUCGUGUUAUGCUGUUGCCUCAUAUUGGUACCAUGACCUAUGAGACUCAGAAGGAGAUGGAGAUUUUGGUGUUGGAUAACCUGCGGUCGGCUGUUGAGAAGGGGCAGUUGAUUACACAGGGCUCGCUUAGGGCCAGAGCGCCAAGAGCGAAAAAACCGCACCAAACCUGGUGGCUCAAGCGACCGCCGGCCGACGACGAAAAGCGACAACAAUUCAUCACCGAGGACCAUCACACCCCCCUCGCCAACUCCUUCAAGAUGGUCCGUUACGCCGCCCAGGAGAUCGAAAACGGCAAGAGCGCCCGCGCCCGGGGCUCUUACCUCCGUGUCAGCUUCAAGAACACCCGUGAGACCGCCCAGGCCAUCAACGGCAUGAAGCUGUCCAAGGCCGUUACCUUCCUCGAGAACGUCACCACCAAGACCAUGGCCGUUCCCAUGCGCCGCUACGCUGGCUCCACCGGUCGCACUGCCCAGGGCAAGCAGUUCGGUGUCUCCAAGGCCCGCUGGCCCGUCAAGUCCGCUGAGCACAUCCUUGAUCUGCUCAAGAACGCCGAGGCCAACGCCGAUGGCAAGGGUCUCGACACCAACGCCCUGGUUGUCAAGCGCAUCCAGGUCAACCAGGCCCCCAAGGGUCGCCGCCGCACUUACCGUGCCCACGGUCGUAUCAACCCUUACAUGACCAACCCCUGCCACAUCGAGCUCAUCCUCACCGAGGCUGAUGAGGAGGUCAAGAAGGGCCCCCAGGACCUCGAGAAGAAGACCCGCCUCUCUUCCCGCCAGCGUGGCACCCAGAUCCGCCGUGCUCUCAUUGAGGCAUAA